Molecule: messenger RNA, 2072 nt
Organism: Amaranthus tricolor (Joseph's coat)
Lineage: Eukaryota; Viridiplantae; Streptophyta; Magnoliopsida; Caryophyllales; Amaranthaceae
Product: beta-1,2-xylosyltransferase-like
Exons: 3
Coding region: 105-1631 (508 amino acids)
Molecular function (GO): glycosyltransferase activity
Source: RefSeq, a predicted model, not a curated record
AAUUAGUACUAAUUACUUCAAGUCUGCGCCAACGACUUCAAUGGCGAAAAUCUAGCAACCAAACAACCCCAUUUACUUCUUACCUUCUCUCUCCUCCCCCAUCAAUGGCGAAGUUCAUUAAAAAAAUCACCAUUACAAUCUUCCUUCUCCUCUUCCUCAACUUCUCCUUCUUCUCCUUCACUUACUAUCAUCAUCACCCUUCUUCUCUCUAUUCCUUCCCUUUCCCUCAUCACCCUCUUCUUCUCAAUCUGCCUCACAAUACCUUUCAGAUAAUUCUAUCAACCUCUUCAAAACCAUGGCCAAGUCUUCCUUCUCACCUCCCCUGGCAUCCACCUUCAAACUCCAUCUUCUCUUGUGAAGGGUUUUUCGGAAAUGGGUUCUCAAAAACAUCAACAUUGUACUCUCGUCCUAAUUCAAAUUCAAAAUCGAAUAAUUCAUGGUUUGAAUGUCACUGUAGUGAGACACUUCGGAGCUCCAUUUGUGAAGGUGGAUGGGUUUUGAUGGAUCCGAAUAAGAUUCAGAUGUCCAAUGGUGGUGAAAGGAUUGAAGAGGUUAUUGGAAGGUCUGAUGAUGAUGAGCUUCCCAAUUUUGAAAAGGGUGCUUUUCGAUUGAGACGAAAGGGAGUUGGGAAGAAAAAUGCUUUUUCAAAGGAGUUUAUUGAUGAAUUUGUUCAUCAAGGGGAGAUUUCGAAGCAUACAAUGCGAGAAUUGUUUCAAUCUAUGGAAGUUGUUGAUGACGAAAAUGAUUUUCAUUGUUCUAAGUGGAUUGACGAGCCAACAUUGCUGCUGACGCGGUUUGAGUAUGCUAAUGUUUUCCACACAUAUACAGAUUGGUAUAGUGCAUACGUUAGCUCUAGAGUAACCGGCUUGCCAACACGGCCUAAUGUGGUUUUUGUUGAUGGCCACAGCAAGACACAAUUGGAAGAAACAUGGGAGGCGCUUUUUUCAAGCAUUAGAUUUGCUAAAAACUUCACAGGUCCAGUCUGCUUUCGCCAUGCUGUCUUUGCACCUUUGGGAUAUGAGACACCCUGGUUCAAAGGUCUCAAUCAACAUAUAGAUUGUCAAGGGGCUUCUGCAACAGCCCUGUGGGUAAAACCCGAUGAUCACAAAACUGCACGACUAUCUGAGUUUGGUGAGAUGAUAAAGGCCGCUUUUGAUUUUCCUGUUAAAACAACCAGAAACUCGAAAUCGUCUGAAUAUAAUGUACUUUUUGUGCGGCGUGAAGACUAUUUGGCACAUCCACGUCAUGGUGGUAAAGUUGAAUCCAGGCUCAGUAAUGAACAAGAAGUGUUUGAUUCUCUGAAAGCAUGGGCUUCUAAUUACUCCAAAUGCAAUAUAAAUGUCAUAAAUGGUUUGUUUGGUCACUUACCUAUGAGGGAACAAAUUCGAGCCAUCGAGGAUGCAUCGGUGAUUAUUGGAGCUCAUGGGGCGGGUCUUACUCAUGUGGUGUCAGCAUUACCUGAAACUGUGAUUCUUGAAAUUAUUAGUAGCCAGUUUCGGCGCCCUCAUUUCCAAUUGAUCUCCCAAUGGAAAGGUUUGGAAUAUCAUGCCAUUAAUUUACCGGGCUCUUCUGCUAAUCCAACAACGGUCAUUGAACGGCUUAAAAGGAUUAUGAGAAGCAUUGGAUGCUGAUUGCUGUAUAUUGUACCUCAUAUUUAUUCUGCAGAGUAUGGAUUAAGAUUUUAGAAGCGGCUUGACAUGCAACUUCUUUGUGCAUUUCUAGAAAUCAGGAUGACAUCAAAGGAAUAUAAUCAUCGAUAAUUUGGUCGUGGUUGCUAACAAUUCAAAGAACACGGCUUUCUGAGCAACUUUAUGAACAGAGUCACUUCUAUGUGUGUGCCUCCGCGAGUAGCUCUAUGCAAGCCUAAUGUAUGAGUAAGAACAAGAUCAGUUUGUAUUCUUUGACACUACAAAAUUUCAUCUUGGUAUUCAGGUAGGCUUCUACGUAGCUGGAAUUUUGUCCUUAACGUUUAUAUACUUCUAAAUCUUAAAUUAUGUACAGUUGUAACAAGAUAACUUGAAUGGAUGCCAAUUUCUAUAACUGUUUUAUUUUAUGGAUUCCCUUGUCUUCAA